This is a messenger RNA of Symbiodinium sp. CCMP2456, 798 nucleotides long. NCBI's taxonomy places the organism in Eukaryota, Dinophyceae, Suessiales, Symbiodiniaceae. The record is from the annotation of a GenBank genome assembly.
AUGGCUGUCUUUCGAGACCAGCUUGCCGAAUCGGUCGAACAGUUGGACCGUCAAUACGACGAACUGCGGGACGCUGCUCAGAGACGCCUGGGUGAGCUUUUUCACCCAGGCGAUUAUCCGCCCAGCCUCGUCGGCCAGUUUGCGAUCGAGCACGACUUUCCCAGUGUCGAACCGCCCAAUUACCUCAAGACCCUGAAUCCCGGUCUUUAUCGGGCAGAAUGUGAAAGGAUGCAGUCCCGUUUCGACGAAGCGGUCCACCUCGCCGAAACGGCAUUCACCGAGGAGUUGACCAAACUGGUCGACCAUCUCACCGAACGCCUCAGUGGCAGUGAGGACGGAAAACCUAAGGUGUUCAAGAAUUCGGCGAUCGACAACCUAGUAACCUUCUUCAUGCGGUUCCGCCAACUGAACAUUGGCUCGAAUCAGGAACUGGAAGAGUUGGUUGAGCAGGCCCAACAAGCGGUUCGCGGCGUACUGCCUCAGCAGCUCCGGGAAGAUCAAUCCCUGCGGCAACGGCUGGCCGGCCAGAUGUCGGCUGUCCAGGAGCUAGGCAUGCAGAUUAUCGUCAAACCGGAUGGUUCGUCUCACUGUUUGUACAGCGAGUUCGUCGAUCUUCACGCUCUGGGCAAGCUCGCGAUCGCCCGGGGAAGCCAUGUCGAGCCUACUGCUGACGGCCAGUGGACGGCAGACCUGUCGCCGGUCGCUGGCCCCGUGCUCGGGCCGUUUCCAAGUCGAAGCGAUGCCCUCGACGCCGAACGGGCCUGGCUCGAAGAGCAUUGGCUACCACGGGCCACGUAG